CGGCGGCGGUGGCGGCUCCCGGGACCGGGGCCUUUUGUUUGGAGCGGCUGCGGGGAGGCCCCGGAGCGGCGAAGCCGGCGGCCUUCCCCGGCUCGCUGGGUCCCGGCCGCCCCUCGCGGGGGUGGGAGGCCGCCCCCUGGGCCGGGCAUCGCCUCAGGCGCCGCCGCCCCGCCCUAGGCCCGCCCCGCCCCGCCCGGCCUGAGGGGAGGAACCGGCCGGGCCUCGCCGCGCGGCCCAGCCACCGCCGCAGUUGCCGCCUCUGCUCUCAGUGCUUCCGACCCAAGGCCGUCCCUUGCCCCUCGGGCCGAAGCCAUGAAGAUCAAAGAUGCCAAGAAACCCUAAAACGCAGAUAAACAAAAAAGAAGAUAAAAUCAACCGUAUUCCCGGCACCCGGAGCGAACCACUAUUAAUAUGAUGCUUUCCCCUGGUUUGGCAUGGACAUUGGGGGAACUCUAGUAAAGCUCUCGUACUUUGAACCUAUUGAUAUCACAGCAGAGGAAGAACAAGAAGAAGUUGAGAGUUUAAAAAGUAUUCGGAAAUAUCUGACUUCUAAUGUAGCAUAUGGAUCUACCGGCAUUCGGGAUGUACAUCUUGAACUGAAAGAUUUAACACUUUUUGGCCGAAGAGGGAACUUGCACUUUAUCAGGUUUCCAACCCAGGACCUGCCUACUUUUAUCCAAAUGGGAAGAGAUAAAAACUUCUCAACAUUGCAAACGGUGCUAUGUGCUACAGGAGGUGGUGCUUACAAGUUUGAAAAAGAUUUUCGCACAAUUGGAAACCUCCACCUGCACAAACUGGAUGAACUUGACUGCCUUGUAAAGGGCUUGCUGUAUAUAGACUCUGUCAGUUUCAAUGGACAAGCGGAGUGCUAUUAUUUUGCUAAUGCCUCAGAGCCUGAACGAUGCCAAAAGAUGCCUUUUAACCUGGAUGAUCCUUAUCCACUGCUUGUAGUGAACAUUGGCUCAGGAGUCAGUAUUUUAGCAGUCCAUUCCAAAGACAACUAUAAACGAGUGACUGGGACAAGCCUUGGAGGGGGUACCUUUCUGGGUUUAUGCAGUUUACUGACUGGCUGUGAAAGUUUUGAAGAGGCUCUUGAAAUGGCAUCCAAAGGUGACAGCACACAAGCUGACAAGCUGGUCCGUGAUAUUUAUGGAGGAGAUUAUGAAAGAUUUGGUUUGCCAGGUUGGGCUGUAGCAUCUAGUUUUGGGAAUAUGAUUUAUAAGGAGAAGCGAGAAUCUGUUAGUAAAGAAGAUCUGGCAAGAGCUACUUUAGUUACUAUCACCAAUAACAUUGGUUCUGUGGCACGAAUGUGUGCUGUUAAUGAGAAAAUAAACAGAGUUGUCUUUGUUGGAAAUUUUUUACGUGUCAAUACUCUCUCAAUGAAACUUUUGGCAUAUGCACUGGAUUAUUGGUCAAAAGGUCAACUGAAAGCAUUGUUUCUAGAACAUGAGGGAUACUUUGGAGCAGUUGGUGCACUUCUUGGGCUGCCAAAUUUCAGCUAAAGAAUCAGGUCUCUCUCUCUGCUAAUAAAUGUCAUCCAAGAGGAACUAAAACCAGAGGCAUUAUUACUGCAUUGUUUGUCACUGGGAACCAAAGGAUAAAAGAGUAGCAUAAGCUGCUGAAUGUUGCCAUAAUUAAAGGAGAGAACUUAGUAAUGUGAAGUAUUUCUCACUGAAAUGCUUUCCCUUUUGUAUAUAGCCAGUGUUAAAUCCUUAAAUGCAAUACAGCCUCUGAUUAUUGAGCUUCCUCUCAAAAAGAUUUUUUUAUUUUAUGUAGCCAACAUUGCAGUACUGUAUGCUCAAACACAAAUCUUAAAGUCUUGGAAAUGUUUAGCUUAUGAAAGUAAUCGACUCUGAAUAUUUGUUACAAGUCUGUUUUAUGUGUUUUGAUUACUAGUGAGCAGAAAAUAACAUACCCUGUAUCCAAAAUUAUUGAAAUGGCAAUCAAAGAUGAUCAUUUUUAUGUGAUUUUAGAAAUGUUAGGGCAAUACUUCUAAUUAUUGUAGUUUUUUUAACAUAUCACCCCAAAGCAUGUUUAUGUGAUCUUUCCCCAUAAGUAUCUUUUCUCAAAUGCCAUAAUUAACUGAAAUACUAUUACUAAAUUUUCACGUGAAUUCUAAAAUGAAUCUUAGGAAAUGCACAUUUGGUGAUGUUGCACUUUCUGUAUUUUACAGGAAUUAAUCAAUACAUGUUGAAAUGUUUAACAUUUUAAGAUUGGAGGCUUAAUUACUUACUUGAGAGUCUGUCUAAUGAGGUCCUGGAACUAUUCUAAUGGAA
This is a messenger RNA of Cebus imitator (Panamanian white-faced capuchin), 2276 nucleotides long. RefSeq names its product pantothenate kinase 3 (gene PANK3). Gene Ontology annotation, biological process: coenzyme A biosynthetic process. The record is from RefSeq and is a predicted model, not a curated record. Gene Ontology annotation, cellular component: nucleus; cytosol. Bases 435 to 1502 code for a protein of 355 amino acids. The transcript is spliced from 8 exons. Gene Ontology annotation, molecular function: ATP binding; pantothenate kinase activity. NCBI's taxonomy places the organism in Eukaryota, Metazoa, Chordata, Mammalia, Primates, Cebidae.